CCAGGGAGCCCGGGUGUGGCUGAAGGAAGAUGACCAGUACCUGCCCAGCACGGUGUCCACCUGCUCCGGAGGCGUGGUCGUCAUCGUCAGCGACUAUGGCCAGGUGUACACCUACAAGCAGAACGCCCUGAGCAGGCAGAAGGUGCAGGCCAUGCACCCCAGCAGCAUCCAGGGGGUGGAGGACAUGGCCACGCUGGACGACCUCCACGACGGAGCCAUCAUGCACAACCUCCACCUCAGAUACCAGCACCGCAAGAUCUAUACGUACAUCGGGUCCAUCCUGGCGGCGGUGAACCCCUACCAGCCCGUCCCGGAGCUCUACGGACCGUCCGCCGUGGAGCGCUACUCGCGCCAGCACCUGGGCGCCAUGGAGCCCCACAUCUACGCCGUCGCCAACGAGUGCUACAGGGCCCUCUGGAGGAGGGGCCACAGCCAGUGCGUCCUCAUCAGCGGGGAGAGCGGAGCCGGGAAGACGGAGAGCACCAAGCUGAUCCUCCGCUUCCUGUCGGCCAUGAGCCAGACCUCCCUGGAGGCCUCCUCCAGAGACAGGACCGCCCCAGACCGGACCGCCCCAGACCGGACCGCCCCAGACAGGACCGCCCCAGACAGGACCGCCCCAGACAGGACCGCCCCAGACAGGACCGCCCCAGACAGGACCGCCCCAGACCGGACCGCCCCAGACAGGACCGCCCCAGACCGGACUGCCCCAGACCGGACCCCCUCCCUGGAGGUCUGCUCCAGAGACCGGAACCCCCGAGUGGAGGAGGCCCUGCUGGAGAGCAGUCCCAUCAUGGAGGCGUUCGGGAACGCCAAGACGAUCCACAACAACAACUCCUCCCGCUUCGGGAAGCUGGUCCAGCUGCACUUCAGCCAGCGGGGGAACAUCCAGGGGGGCCGCAUCGUGGACUACCUGUUAGAAAAGAAUCGGGUUGUGCGUCAGAACCCUGGAGAGAGGAACUACCACAUCUUCUAUGCCCUGCUGGCCGGGACACACACCCCACAGAGAGAGGCCCUCGGUCUGACCCAUGCAGACCACUACUACUAUCUGAAGCAGUCCGGUUGUGUGGACGACAAGACCAUCAACGACACACACACCUUCAAGGAGGUCAUGAAUGCAAUGCGCACGACGCAGUUCUCGGAGGAGCACAUCGGGGACAUCCUGCGCCUCCUGGCGGGGGUCCUCCACGCGGGGAACAUCGAGUUCAUGACCGCAGGAGGUGCUCAGGUCUCCUCCCCCGCAGCUCUCAGCAGAACGUCGGACCUCCUGGGUCUGAACCCGGAGCAGCUGUCGGAGGUCCUGACCCAUCGCUCCAUGAUCCUCCGAGGAGAGGAGAUCUGCACCCCGCUCACCGUGGAGCAGGCGGUCGACUCCCGGGACUCCAUGGCGAUGGCGCUGUACUCCCAGUGCUUCGCCUGGAUCAUCCGCCGCCUCAACGCUCGUAUCCGCGGCAACGAUGACUUCCUGUCCGUCAGCAUCCUGGACAUCUUCGGCUUCGAGAACUUCGAGGUGAACCGCUUCGAGCAGUUCAACAUCAACUACGCCAACGAAAAGCUGCAGGAGUACUUCAACAAGCACAUCUUCUCCCUGGAGCAGCUGGAGUAUAACAGGGAAGGCCUGGUGUGGCAGGACAUCAACUGGAUGGACAACGGAGAAUGUCUGGACCUCAUCGAGAAGAAACUGGGCCUCCUGGCUUUGAUCAACGAGGAGAGCCACUUCCCCAAGGCCACCGACGGCACCCUGCUGGAGAAACUCCACAGUCAGCACUCGAAAAACUCGUUCUACGUGAAGCCGCGUGUGGCGGUCCACUACUUCGGAGUCAAGCACUACGCCGGAGAGGUAGUGUACGACGUUCGGGGCAUGCUGGAAAAGAACAGAGACACGUUCCGCGAUGAUGUCCUCAACCUGUUGAGAGAGAGCCGAUUGGACUUUGUGUACGACCUGUUUGAGCACGUGUGUAGCCGCAGCGGUGGGGACACCCUGAAGACCAGCGUCAAGCACCGCCGGCCCACUGUCAGCUCCCAGUUCAAGAACUCCCUCCACUCUCUGAUGGCGUCGCUAAGCUCCUCCCAUCCCUUCUUCGUCCGCUGCAUCAAACCAAACACACACAAGAUGCCCGAGCAGUUCAACGCGGUGGUGGUGCUGAACCAGCUCCGCUACUCUGGGAUGCUGGAGACGGUGAAGAUCCGGCAGCACGGCUUCCCCAUCCGGAGGCCCUUCCAGGACUUCUGCUGCAGGUACAAGGUGCUAAUGAGGGGUGUGGCCCUGGCCGAGGACCCCAGGGGGCGGUGCCUUGAGCUGCUCCAGACCUACGACAGCAGCAGCAGCCAAUGGCAGCUUGGCAAAACCAAGGUGUUCCUCAGAGAGUCUCUGGAGCAUCGCCUGGAGAAGGAGCGCGAGGAGGAGGUUCUGCGGGCGGCCAUGAUCAUCCAGGCCCAUGUACUGGGCUUCAUCGCCAGGAAACAGUACAGGAAGCAGCUGCAGUGCAUUGUGGUCAUUCAGAAGAACUACCGGGCGUUCUUCUGGCGCAGGAGGUUCCUGCUGCUGCGGCAGGCGGCGCUCACCUUCCAGCGGCUCGUCCGCGGCCGGCGCGCCCGCCGCCUCUGCAGCCUGCUCCUGGAGGAGAGGCGGAGCAGGGAGGAGGAGGAGGAGAGGAGGCGCAGCGAGGAGCGGAGGGAGAUGGAGAGAGAAAGACAACGGUUGGAGACUGAGUUACUUGCGAAACAGGCGGAGGCAGCGAGGGCGCUGGAGGAGGCUCGGUGCGAGGAGGCGCCCGGGGAGGAGCCCGGUUCCCCCCUGGUCCCGGGCUCCGUGGAGGAGGAGGCGCCGGCGGCGGCGGCGGCGGACGGGAUCCGCCCCCAGGAGGUGUCCAAGGUGGAGGAGAUCCUCCGCCUGGAGCGGGAGAUCCAGGCCCUGCAGCGGCAGAAGGAGCGGCAGGAGCUGUCCCUCACGGAGGCCUCCCUGUGCCGGCUGCACCUCCUCCGGGACCAGGAGCUGCGGCGGCUGGAGGACGACGCCUGCAAGGCCGCCCAGCAGUUCCUCGACUCGCUGAACUUCGACGAGAUCGACGAGUGCGUCCGCAACAUCGAGAGCUCGCUGGGCUCCGGCGGCGAGGCGGCGGCGGCGCCGGCCAAGGGGGGCGGCGAUGAGGGGGAGCAGGAGGAGGAGGAGGAGGAGGAGGUGGACGAGGGCUUCGGCGCCGACGACGACAAAGACUCGCCCAACCCCAGCGAGCACGGCCACUCGGACGGCCAGCGCACCAGCGGCAUCCGCACCAGCGACGACUCGUCGGAGGAGGACCCGUACGCCAACGACGGCAUAGCCCCGCCCCCCGGCCUGCUGCACCCGGGGGGGGGGGCCCUCCCACCGCCACCGCCGCCCGUCGCCUGCCACAGCGUGUCCUCCAGCGGGGACUCUGCCUACUGCCACCCCCAGGCCUCGUCGGAGGCCCCGUCGGAGGUGGAGCUGAUCCCGCCCGACGAGGACUCGGACUACGACCAGGACGACUACGACCAGGACGCCCUGGGCUCCAGCGCCGGGCGGCCCGGGUCGCACCCCCGCAGCGGGCAGUGGUCCCCGGACUACCAGGGCUCCCUGGGCACCUACAGCAGCUCGGCGGCAUACCGCUUCAGCUCCGAGGGGCCGCAGUCUUCGCUGGAGGACAGCGAGGAGGACUUCGACCGCUUCGAGACGGACGAGGAGCUGUCGUACCGCCGCGACUCUGUGUACAGCUGCGUCACGCUACCCUACUUCCACAGCUUCCUCUUCAUCAAGGGCGGUCUGAUGAACACGUGGCGGCGGCGCUGGUGCGUGCUGAAGGACGAGACCUUCCUGUGGUUCCGGGCCAAGCAGGAGGCCCUGAAGCAGGGCUGGCUCCACAAGAAGGGCGGCGGCUCCUCCACACUGUCGCGCCGCAACUGGAAGCGCCGCUGGUUCGUGCUACGGCAGAGCAAGCUCAUGUACUUCGAGAACGACGGCGAGGACAAGAUGAAGGGCAUGCUGGACAUGCACGCCGCCAAAGAGGUGGUAGAUAACACGGGUAAGGAAAACGGGCUGGACAUCGUGAUGGCCGACAGAACGUACCACCUGAUCGCAGAGACCGCAGAGGACGCCAGCCAGUGGUUCAGCGUUCUGAGCCAGGUGCAGGGAUCCACGGAGCAGGAGAUCAGAGAGAUGCACGAUGAGCAGGCCAACCCCCAGAAUGCAGUGGGGACUCUGGAUGUGGGGAUGAUUGAUUCAGUUUGUGCAUCAGACAACCCAGAGAGGUCCAACUCGUUUGUGAUGAUCACGGCGAACCGCGUGCUGCAGUGCCAGGCGGACACGCCGGAGGAGAUGCACCACUGGAUCACCCUGCUGCAGCGCUGCAAGGGCGACACCCGCGUGCACGGCCAGGAGUUCAUCAUCAGGGGCUGGCUGCAGAAGGAGCUGAAGAACAGCAGCCGCGCGGCUCUGAAGCUGAAGAAGCGCUGGUUCCUGCUCACGCACAACUCCCUGGACUACUACAAGAGCUCGGAGCGCCAGGCGCUGAAGCUGGGGACGCUGGUGCUCAACAGCCUCUGCUCCGUGGUGCAGCCCGACGACAAGGUCUUCAAGGAGACCGGCUACUGGAACGUGACGGUGUUCGGGCGGAGGCACUCGUACCGCCUCUACACCAAGCUGCUGACGGAGGCGUCCCGCUGGGCCGGCGCCAUCCAGACCGUCAUCGACUCCAAGGCGCCCAUCGACACGCCCACCCAGCAGCUCAUCCACGACAUCAAGGAGAACUGUCUGAACUCUGAGGUGGUGGAGCAGAUCUACAAGAGGAACCCCAUCCUCCGUCACAGCCACCACCCGCUCCACUCGCCCCUGCUGCCCCUCCCCUACGGGGACAUCCACCUCAGCUCCCUGAGGACCAAGGGCCCCACCACCCUGCAGGACGAGGCGCUGAAGGUGUUCGCCUCGCUGCAGCACCUGGAGGGCGUGGCGGACCCCCUGCCCGUCAUCCAGGGGGUCCUGCGGACAGGCCAGGAGCUGCGGCCCCUGAGGGACGAGCUGUACUGCCAGCUGGUGAAGCAGACGGCACGGCCCCCCCUCCCCGGGGGCCCCGGGAACCUGUGCAGCUGGAGGAUCCUGGCCUGCAUGGCCUGCACCUUCCUGCCCAGCCGCGGCGUGCUCCGCUACCUCAAGUUCCACCUCAAGAGGACGAAAGAGCUGUCCCCCAACUCGGAGAUGGAGCGCUACGCCUCGUUCGCCCUGGACUCCCUGAAGAAGACCCGCACCCGGGAGCACGUCCCGGCGCAGGAGGAGAUCCGGGCCAUCGUGGCCCGCCAGGAGAUGACCACCAUGGUGCACUGCCACGGCGGGGGGUCCUGCAAGAUCACCAUCAACUCCCACACCACCGCCGGCGAGGUGGUGAAGAAGCUGACCUGGGGCCUGGCCAUGGAGGGCAGCAGGAACAUGUUCGCUCUGUUCGAGCACAACGACAGCGUGGACAAGGCCAUCGAGGGCCGCGCCGUGGUGGCCGACGUGCUCGCCAAGUUUGAGAAGCUGUCAGCUGGCCAGGACCCCCAGGCCACCGGCUGGAGGUUCUACUUCAAGCUGUACUGCUUCCUGGACACCGACGGCGUUCCCAGGGACAGCGUGGAGUUCGCCUUCAUGUUCGAGCAGGCCCAUGAGGCUGUGAUCCGUGGCCGCUACCCGGCCCCUGAGGAGACCCUCCAGUUCCUGGCGGCCCUACGGCUGCAGUACCUCCUGGGGGACCACGGCUCCCCGGCCCCCCUCCCCGACAUGGCCCAGGUGUUCCCCGUGGCGCGGCUCCGCGCCCGCGUGCAGAACUCGGCCAAGACCUUCGCCCCGGGCGCCGGCUCGGUGUCGGAGCGCUCCUCCUCCGGGACCGGCGAGAGGAAGCGCUCCAGCUUCCUGGAGGGAACGCUGAGGAGGAGCUUCCGGAGCGGCUCGCUGAGCCGGCAGAAGCUGCUGGAGGAGGAGAACUCGCUGGAGGCGUGGCUGCGCGAGGAGACGGCGGCGGUGCACGCCAGCGUGCUGGACAAGUGGCGGCGGCUGGUGGGGAUGAACCAGGAGCAGGCCAUGGGGAAGUACAUGGCGCUGGUGAAGGAGUGGGCGGGCUACGGCUCCACGCUCUUCAACGUCGAGAGCACUGACGAGGCGUUCCCCAGCGAGCUGUGGCUGGGCGUCAGCCGGCAGGCCGUGUCGCUCUACAAGCGCGGGGAGCCCUGGCCCCUGGAGGUGUUCCCCUACGAGCAGAUCCUCUCCUUCGGGGCCCCGCUGCCCAACGCCUACAAGAUCGCCGUGGAGGGCCGCGAGCUGCUCUUCGAGACCCCUCUGGUGAUGGACAUCGCUAAACUGAUGAAGGCCUACAUCAGCAUGAUGGUGAUGAAACGCCACAGCAACCCCCAGUCGCUCAGCAGCCACGGCAGCCAGAGCAGCGCCUGGUGACCCCCUGGUGACCCCCAGGACCUCUGAACUUUGACCUCUGACCCGGAAGCUGUGUGGGUACAGCGCCUGUCGUCUGACGGGCCAGGACCCAGAGAGGGGGAGGAGCCUGGCGUCAUGGAGACAAAAAACCACCACAUCCCCACCAGGAACCAAACUCAUGUACAUAGGUCGUUGUUAACCACAGUUGGGGUCAGGGUUAGGCUCUGACCCUGAGGUUAGACUAUCUAACCCUGACCCGGAUUUACAGAGGUCGUUAUUUUCAAAGAAUCACAGUUGUUGUUAAGGGUUGGGGUAACGGUUAGCCUGAACUUCACCCUUAUCCUCACCUUGAAGGAAAAUAUUGGGUCUGGAAAGGAACGAACUUGACUUGGUAUUGUUGGUGGAGUGGGAACUUUCUGUGGGAAAAUCUUUUUCUUUCAAGUUAAACUGCUCAUUUUGUUUUCUAUAUGCUAGGUGCUGUCACACUUCAUGGGCUGUUACUAUACUGUGUGUGUUUGUUUGUCUCUGCGUGUGUGUGUGUGUGUGUGUGUGUGUGUGUGUGUGUGUGUGUGUGUGUGUGUGUGUGUGUGUGUGUGUGUGUGUGUGUGUGUGUGUGUGUGUGUGUGUGUGUGUGUGUGUGUGUGUGUCUGAGUUUCUUUUUGUGUGUGGGUGGGUCUUUUGACUGUCAGAAUGUAAAAAACAAGCAGAGAAUUUGUAAAAAGAAAAAAAGAAAGUACUUACAAAGCAGGAUUUGAGUGUGGGCCUUGUGUCAAGCUAUAUCCAGGUCUGUUUGUAAAUGUACAUCCUUAUGCAGUCGCCUUGAACAUUUCAAACCAUGCUGGGAUCUCACAGGACCCUGUCGUGCCAGCCUCGAGGACUCUCAAUCAGGACCAAGCUCGCUGUCAAUCCAGGUAUCCCUCUCGUUGUUCUCGAGACACUGCCGUCUCUCCUGUCCUACCGAUGUUCCUUAAUGCGUUCACAAGGACCUACGAGUCCUAAAUACACACUGGCGUCUGGACGGCAUUUUGUGAAUCUUAAUCAGUUCAUAGAGAGAGUUUGUAUCACAGAAGGGAUAUGAAUCAUCCAUACUUAAAUCGGUUUAAGGAUAACCAGUCUGAUUUAAACCAUACUCUAUAUUCUAUAGUGUACUCUCUGCUACAAAACGUUUUUCGGACUCGUGGUUUGUUUCUGAUUGGUCGCAGGUUUAUUCAUGUCUGAACUACAUUUCUUCAGGAGCAGAACUACAUUUCCCAGGAGCACCGCGGGCGGUCGGUCCAUCAAAAGCUCUUUGCCGUCUGUGCCUUAUUGUAUAUUGUGUACACUUUAAGUAACGCCAUCUUCUGUCGAGUUGUAAUGUGCAAUGUCUGGUCUGUGAUUGAUGGUGUAUCCACUAGCUGUACAUUUUAUACCGCUGCCUUUUGCCUUCAGUUUGAUUUUGGACCACGAGGUGAUAUUUUAUAGAUAAUCAUGUUGUAUUUUUCCUUACGAUUACAGUGAAUCCAUCAUCAACAGAAAUACUGGAUUAUUGAUGCUUUUGUAUCUGUAUUGGCUCUGUUGUGUAUGUAGGCCUACAAUAUGGCUCUGACAAUAAACCAUAAAUAUUUACAUGGCUGUCUGACUUUUGCUACCGUCUUAUCAAUGCUUUAUUUUAGUUUUCAGGUUUGCAGAUAAUACCGAAGUUUCCUUAAAUGGACAUCUUUAAAGUUCUUCUGUUUAUUAAAUGUUUAUUCAGCUUUGAUUUAAAUUGUUUGAGGGAAAUCAAUCAAGA
Molecule: messenger RNA, 8180 nt
Organism: Gadus chalcogrammus (walleye pollock)
Lineage: Eukaryota; Metazoa; Chordata; Actinopteri; Gadiformes; Gadidae
Gene: myo10
Product: myosin X
Exons: 40
Coding region: 152-6433 (2093 amino acids)
Cellular component (GO): cytoskeleton; myosin complex
Molecular function (GO): cytoskeletal motor activity; ATP binding; protein binding
Source: RefSeq, a predicted model, not a curated record